AUGCAGAGUUUGCAAUUAUUCGUCGUAUCCAAAAAGAGUCUUUCCCUAACGAAGAAAGAAGCUAUUCAUCGAAGUUCCCCGCUGAGAUGGUUCACCCCGCACAUAUCAUCGGACGGCCUAAUUCGUGUUGGAGGGAGAUUAGGUAGAUCACUGGAAUCGGAAGAUACGACGCACCCGAUUGUGCUUCCAGCAAAAUACCCGUUCACUACGAUGCUAUACGAAUACUACCAUAUCAAGCUUCUGCACGCCGCCGGUUCUCAACUACUUCUUAGUACAGUUAGGCUGAAGCAUUGGCCUCUUGGAGGCAGUAAUAUACCGCGACAAGUUGUACAUAAUUGUAUGAAAUGCUUCCGCUCGAAAUCAAAUACAAUUGAGCAAUUUAUGGAUCGUUUCCUUCAAGCCUUACGGCGGUUCAUAGGAAGAAGAGGCUACUGUUCCGAUAUCUAUUCGGACAAUGGAACGGAUUUCGUCGGAGCACGGAGCUACCUUCGAGAGCUACUAAAGUUGCAACGCAGUGAUCAACAUAAAGAAGCAGUUAAGAAGGAGUGUGCCAACAACCAUAUCCAAUGGCACUUCAUAACACCAGCCGCGCCCCAUUUCGGAGGACUUUGGGAAGCAGCGGUCAGAUCAGCCAAAAAACAUCUCCUGAAGGUUCUAGGGGAAAAUCCUAUCCCGUUCGAAAACAUGACUACGCUCUUGGUACAGGUGGAAAAUUGUCUCAACUCGAGACCAAUGACAGCUUUAACAGAUGAUCCUGACAACCUCGAACCCCUAACACCAGGACAUUUCAUUAUUGGAGAACCAUUCCAACAGCUGCCUAAAAGAAGUUACCGUGAAGUACCUAUGAACCGAUUAAAUCAGAGCCAGACGUUGCAGAAGAGGCUUCAACAUUUUUGGGAUCGUUGGAGAGUUGAGUACUUGACACAACUUCAGGGGCGGAAUAAAAGAUGGAAGAAGCCGAUUGAUGUUGAAGCUGGACAGUUGGUGAUCAUCAAAGAGGAUAAUUUGCCGCCAAGUCGUUGGAAGAUGGGCAGAAUAGAAAAGGUACACCCUGGAACUGGUGGAGUCGUGAGAGUUAUAACCUUGAAAACAGCAUCAGGACCUUCUACGCGACCGGUAGAAAAACUUUGUUUUUUGCCAGCAGCAUCUCAAUCAGAAGACAAUCAAGCUUAG
This is a messenger RNA of Uranotaenia lowii, 1173 nucleotides long. RefSeq lists its product as uncharacterized. Bases 1 to 1173 code for a protein of 390 amino acids. The record is from RefSeq and is a predicted model, not a curated record. The transcript is spliced from 2 exons. Gene Ontology annotation, molecular function: nucleic acid binding. NCBI's taxonomy places the organism in Eukaryota, Metazoa, Arthropoda, Insecta, Diptera, Culicidae.